Molecule: messenger RNA, 798 nt
Organism: Formica exsecta
Lineage: Eukaryota; Metazoa; Arthropoda; Insecta; Hymenoptera; Formicidae
Gene: mRpL23
Product: 39S ribosomal protein L23, mitochondrial
Exons: 3
Coding region: 129-572 (147 amino acids)
Biological process (GO): mitochondrial translation
Cellular component (GO): ribosome; mitochondrial large ribosomal subunit
Molecular function (GO): structural constituent of ribosome
Source: RefSeq, a predicted model, not a curated record
GGCGUUGAUGUGACAAGAUGGCGUUGAUGUGACAAGAUGGCCGAAGGUUAAAGCUAGAGCUUGUCGGAGAUUUAUUCUCUGUUGUUAUUUGAAUCCACGUUUUAUAUAUCAUUGUACAGUAAAAGAAAAUGUCAACGCGAUGGUAUCCAUUGUAUCAAAGAGGCAAUCCUCAAUUAAGAGUAUUUUUACCAAACUUCUGGAUGAAACUAAUUGCGCCUGGAAGCAAGCAGCUUCCAAAUGUGGUGCAAUUCCAUUGCUCGAUGGAGAUGACUAAAUACGACAUAAAGAAUUACUUGGAAAAGAUUUACAAUAUUGAUAUUGUUGAUGUGAGAACGAGAAUAGCAAUGGGAAAGACGAAGAAGGAUCGGCUGCAGGGCUGCAUUAUUAAAGAGGAUGACAGAAAAAUAGCUUAUGUUGUACUGCCAAAAGACCAAUCCUUUGUGUUUCCCGACCUAUUCAAGGAUAGAAAAAGUGAAUUAGAUGAGAAAACUAUGAAUGAAUCUAAACAAGAUUUGCAGGAAUUUGUGAAAGUUAAUAAAGCACCUGGAUUGCCUGGUUGGUUUAGAAUUUAGUGUACAUAUAUAUACAUAUUGCAAUAUUUAAGGAUUUAUAACCAAUAAACUGUAUUUAUUAAUAUUCCUAUAACUCUUAAUUAUUAGAAUCUUUAAAUUAAUGAUGAUAGAUACAAUUUUUGCAUUACUUCUCGCUCAUAGAACCUUGUUAGUGUCAAUAAUUCUUAAUUAUUUUUAAUGUACUAUUAAUGAUAUGUUAGCUAAUAUAAUUUGUUGUUAUAUUUUU